Humulus lupulus (European hop) is the source of this 3165-nucleotide messenger RNA. RefSeq lists its product as uncharacterized. The record is from RefSeq and is a predicted model, not a curated record. Bases 1 to 3165 code for a protein of 1054 amino acids. Lineage: Eukaryota; Viridiplantae; Streptophyta; Magnoliopsida; Rosales; Cannabaceae. The transcript is spliced from 2 exons.
AUGGAAGUUUGUAAUAUGAUAGGAUGGAAUGUGAGGGGUAUGAAUAAAAGAGAUAAGCAAAAUGCUAUUCUUAGAAUAUGCAAGGAAAAUAAGGUUGGUUUUGGUGCUUUAUUUGAGACUAAGGUGAAACAUGAGAAGCUUAAUGAAGUUUUUGAAAAUAAUUUUCACAAUUGGGAUUACUUUUCAAGUCCUAUUACAUCUGGUAGAAUCUUGGUUUUUUGGCAAGCUAAGUUUGUGAAGGUUGACAUCUUGCUAGAAGAUCCUCAACUUGUGCAUUGUAGGAUUAGAGUGAGUGGCCAGCAUAAAUUGUUUUUCGCUACAGUGGUUUAUGGUAGUAACUCUAUGGGGGAGAGGAAAAAACUUUGGGAUAAGUUAGCUAGUAUUGGUCAGCUGAAGUUUCCUUGGAUUAUAUUUGGAGACUUUAAUGCCAUGUUUAGCUACCAAGAUAGGAAUGGUGGGAGACAAAUCCUUGCAAAGGAUAUUGCUGAUGCUCAAUAUUGGUUGGCUUUAGGCCAAGUAGAGGAACUUAAAUGUGCUGGUGCUCUCUAUACGUGGUCGAACAAACAUGAAGCAGGAGACCAAAUUUUCUCAAAAUUAGAUAGAGUUUUUAUUAAUGAUUUGUGGCUGGAUGCUUUCCCUAAAACUGAAGCAUGCUUCAAAUGGGACUGUAUAUCUGAUCAUAGUUUCUAUGUGAUUAGAAGUCAAGAAGUUAACAAGGUGGGAUUCAUUCCUUUUCGUUAUGGUAACAAUUGGUUGCAGUAUAGAGGUUACAGAGAAGCUGUUCUUCACUGUUGGAAUGCUUCUGUUGGAUCCGGUAGAGGUCUUAGCAAGGUGGUUCAGAAACUGUUUAGAGUGAAACAUGUUUUGAAAAGGUUCAACAGGGAAGAGGUUGGAGAUGUUGUUUUGAAUUAUAGGGAGGCUAAGGAGGAGUUCUGUAAGGUUCAGGAGGCCUUGGCAGCUAAUCCAUCUGAUUUUUCUCUUCAUCAAACAGUUAAACAAGCUCAACAAAAUGUUACACUUAUGCAGAGUCGAUAUGCCAGUUAUCUCAAACAACAGAGUAAAUUAAAUUGGGUCAAAUUCAGUGAUGAAAAUUCGAGGUUCUUUCAUGCUAUAAUGAGGAAGAGAAGAGUUGAAAAUAAAAUUACGACUUUCACUCUUGGAGACAAAAUAGAAGAUGAUUAUUCUAAAGUUGUUGAGCACUUUCUCUCUCAUUUUAAGAAUUUUAUGGGGAGGAGAAGUUUGGCUUCUAAGGAGAUUGAUAAAAACUGUUUGUACCAGGGAAACAGAUUGUCUUUGGAACAUCAAGUCAGGUUAUUGAGACCGUUUAGCAAGAGUGAUGUGAAGAAGGCUCUUUUUAGCAUUCACUCCUUUAAAAGUCCUAGUUUGGAUGGCUUUGGCUCGGGUUUCUUCAAGGGAUUAUGGUCAGAUAUUGGUGAUGAAAUUUCUAAUGCUGUGUUGGAAUUCUUUCAGGAUGGGUUCUUGCCGAAGGAUCUGAAUGAAACGGUGAUUUCUCUCAUUCCUAAGAUUGCAGAUCUGAACUCAGCUAGUGACUAUAGGCCAAUUGCGUGUUGUAAUACUCUCUACAAGUGUAUAUCGAAGAUGAUUUGUACUAGACUUUCGGAAGUGCUUCCCUUCCUUGUUCAUAGCAAUCAAGGGGCUUUCAUAAAAAACAGAGUUCUUGCUCAUAAUAUAAUGAUUUUCCAGGAUCUCCUCAAAGGGUACACUAGAAAGAAUAUUUCAGCAAGAUGUAUAAUGAAGAUAGAUCUGACCAAGGCUUAUGACACAGUUGACUGGCAUUUUGUGGAGGAGUUGCUUAAGCAUCUUUGCUUCCCCUCAAGAUUUAUCGACUGGAUUCUAGCUUGCUUGAAAGACGAUUUGAUUAUCUUUUGUAAAGGUAAUGUCAGUUCAGUGAGUAAGAUUCAAGAAGCUUUCACUUCAUUUUGUGGUUCUACAGGGCUCUCUGCGAACAAAUCUAAAUCUCAUAUCUUCUUUGGAGGGGUUAAGGAUACCAUUAAAGUUCAGAUUCUUGAGUUGAUGCAUAUGGAAGAAGGUUCCUUUCCUUUGAAGUACUUGGGGGUUCAUCUUCGACCUACUAAGUGGAAAGCUUCAGAAUGUGGGGUGAUCCUGGAUAAGCUAAACAAGAAACUUAAUUGUUGGGCGAGUAGAAAUCUUUCGUUUGCUGGUCGUGCCCAACUUAUACACUCAGUUUUGCUUGGUAUUAGAAACUUUUGGAUGAGUAUAUUCAUACUUCCGGCCAAAAUCACUGCAGCCAUUGAUAAAAGCUGUCGGGACUUUCUUUGGGGAACUAAUGGGAAUAGAAGUAAGCUUCAACUCCCUUCUUGGGAAAAGGUUUGUCUCCCUAAAAAGCUGGGUGGUAUUGGUUUUCGAGAAGGUAAGAAAUGGAACAUGGCUUUAAUGGCGAACUUUAUUUGGGCGACAACAACCAAACAAGACUGCCUUUGCGUAAAAUGGAUUAGUUCCAUCUAUCUGAAAGAGCAUAUCAUUUGGACUGUUCCUAUUAAACAGGAAAUGAGCUGGUAUUUUAAGAAAUUGUUGAGGCUGAGACAAGUUAUUGAUGAGGGUUCCUUGAGGCAAGCUGUUAAGGGAGGUAAAUUUCGAAUUAAACACUUUUAUACCACUCUUAUUUCUGCUCAAACUGUUGGGUUUGCUGAUACUGUGUGGAACAAACUUAUAGUGCCCAAACAUAGAUUCAUAUACUGGCAGAUUUUCAACAAUCAGUUGCUUACUAGAGAUAAUUUGAGCCGUUUCUUGCAUCUCUCCUCUAAUCUCUGCCCUGUUUGUGAUUCUGGAAUAGAAUCUCACAGCCAUUUGUUCAUGGAGUGCAUUUAUUCCAGGAAAGUGUUUGAGGAAAUUGGAAGUUGGCUGGGUUGUUUCCAUUGGCCUAAAUCGUAUGAGGAGCUUAAUCUUUGGUGCUUGGAAGCUAAGCGAGAUCUGAAGAACCAGAUUGUAAAUGCAGUGUUAUCUGCUUCCUGGUACAUUAUUUGGAGCAAUAGGAACAGCUGCAUUUUUGACUCAGUUUGUAAAUUGGCCAGUAGCAUUAGUUUAGACAUCAAGGAAUCAGUCAAGUAUAGAGUUUUGGGCUUGGGUUCUCUUUCUCAUAGAAAAAGGGACAUGUAUUUUCGUAAGGUUGUAGAGGGCUGGUAG